Molecule: messenger RNA, 3041 nt
Organism: Megalobrama amblycephala (Wuchang bream)
Lineage: Eukaryota; Metazoa; Chordata; Actinopteri; Cypriniformes; Xenocyprididae
Exons: 2
Coding region: 301-1731 (476 amino acids)
Source: RefSeq, a predicted model, not a curated record
GGCACGCUCACAUAAAGCGUCAAUCAGCUGGUCGUUAUGGAAACAGAUAGGCGCGUACAUGCUGAGCUGAGUGUCGGCGCAAGUCUGCGCGCGGCAGACAGAGCUGCGAGUGGAUUUAUAAACGCUCUUUGAAUCUCAUCGCCCCCCACAACACUGCCAAGUUUAUGUCGUGCUCUUCACUUUACAGCAUCUCCACAUCUUUAAGCUGACAGUAUGUAAGUGGAGAAAACACCCGCUUAUGUAAUUGAUCUAAUAUUGGCAGUGAGAACUAUUAUUGACUUUGGUACAGUUUAAUUAACCAUGUCCGUGGAAGAGACAGAAUUACCAGACUGUCAGGAGAAGGUGGGCUUGAAGAGAAAACUGACGGGUCCACCAAGACUUUUGUUGGGAAAGUCCAAAUCAAAGGAUAAAUUUGAAGGUAAAUCACAGAGAAGGCAAAGACAAGCUAAAUCCUGUGAUGGCACAGUGGAGAAUAUUGAUCAAGAAAACAAUGAUGGCAAAGACAAUGAAUCUUCACUUAUUACCCACCACAGCCCUCAAAAAGCCUCAGACGAGAGGGAAACCCAGCCAGAUGCUCCAGGAGAUACCUCAGGAAUUCUUCUAACACUGGAGGAGAAUGAAAGCAAAGAUGAAAAUAUGGAAAGUAAAAUGAAAAUGACCAGAAGCGCUUCUAAAACAUCCAUUAAGAGGACAUUUUCCUCACUCCUCAGGUGUGGCAAGAAGAAGGAAUCAGACAGAACAGAAAGCAAAAACAAAGCUCAACACAACAUGUGCAACUCUGUGUGUGAGAGUAAACUGAGUAAUGCAAAAAAUAAGGAUGUUCCUAAUGGAAAAAGUAAAAAGAGAGUUUUUUUCACAGUGUGGCCCAUUUCUAAGAGAUCUGCCACAUCUAAUGUCUGUCUAGGAGGAGGAUGUAAAGAGCAAGGAGGCAUGGUUUGUCAGGAGAUAACGGCACCGAAAGAUUUGACAUUUAAAAAGAUCUACCGCAUCUUUCCAAGAAGGAAGAAAGCACCUCAUAUUGAUCAGUUUGAGUGUAGUGUUCCCAAUGCAACACAAAAAGAACUAGCUGAUCAACUGAAUCAAUCACUUCCAGCUGUUAUGGACAUUCCCAGUAUCGAGAAAGAAGAGAACCAAAAGGAAGAGCAACAAAUACAAGCGGAAAGCAUUCCAGAAAAAUUUACAUUCAGUGCAGAUGUGAGCAUUAACAUAAAGUCUGACCACAUGGAUAAGGAGCAGGAAAUAUGUCCUGACCGAGAUGUGAGUAUGAAUAAAGAAGAUGACGAGGUGUUACAAACUAGUGGUCUUUUGGAUUCUGAUGUUCCUCUAUCAUGUUGCAGUGGCCGUAGUUUCGACUCUGAGUUGCCGGGCACAUCAUCAGCACAUGAUCUGCUAGUCUUAAAUAAGGAGUCUAUAGAGAAUGAUGUAAAAUGCAGGCCAGUGAUUACUAUCGAGCAUGCAUAUUCAUCAGAGGAAGAGAACGUGAAUGAGGCACCACAGUUUGAUGGUCUUACAAUGAAUGGGUCCUGGCAACAUUUAAAAAUAAACAGCCUAACAAACAACACACUACAUCCUUCAGACCUAAAUGCGUCUACUGAACUAGACCACGGCCGAUGUAACGAGACCUUACUGAUUCAGACGGCAAUUUCAAUGGUGCAAGCAGCCAUCCGCGGUGCUGUGGAACAGCUCACAAUCGAGCAGCAGCACAAUCAGAUAAGUUUGGACCACGCGUAACCUCACAUUCUUUAUUUGGCGAAUUAAUUUUGUAUUUCUCUGAGAUGGUAUAAAUAAGAUGCAUAAAAGAGGAAAAGAAUUUCAUGUGAUUAAGUGUAAGAUGACACAUAUAUAAAUACAUUGGUAAUGUUUGUAAAGAUAAAAUGAUUGAUGUCAGAUUGUGGAAAAGUUUGUAUUCAUUGUGUGAUUUUAAUGCUGUAAAUUUGUAAUUGCAUGAUUAACCUAUUUUCAUGAUCGUUUGUACACUUAAUGUUCAUAUUUUUUAUACUGCGUUAUUCCCUAUGAUACUGCAGUGUAGUUUCUAUAGCAAUGGAUAUCUCACACAUGAUUCCAAGAAGGCAUUGAGCCACAUGCUUAUGAUAUGUUGUGUAAAAGUUAAGGCAACGUUUUUAUGGAAAUAAGUGGUCUAAGGACCCAGGUGUGUGUAUCGGUUGCUCAAUUCGUAUUUAAAUGAGGCCCUGACUGAAGCCUACAGUUCAGUGAAGUUGUUGUUAUGUUAAGUGACUGUAUACUGUACAUGACAAGCCUGGGAGUAAUGCUUGAAGAUAAUGAUUACACCGAGUUGGCAGCAGGGAAGAUGUUUGCUUUUGUGACUACAUGCUACUCUCUUGUGGCACUAAGAUGUUACUACAAGAUGGUCAGUUCCAGGAAUAGUUCUUCCAAAAAUUAAAAUUCUGUCAUCAUUUACUCACAAGCAUGUUGUUGCAAACCUAUAUGAAUCUGUGAAACACAAAAUUAGAUGUUUUGAAGAAUGUUUUUGUCCAUGCAAUGAAAGUCAAUGAGGACUAAAAAAGUCCCAAGUUGUAGAAUAAAGUCAUGCAGCAGGUUUAUAAUGAUAAGGUUUAAGGAUUUGAGGAGUAAAUGAUGACAGAAUCUUCAUUUUGGGGUGAACUAUCCCUUUAAAGUCAGUUCCAUUGAAACCAAUGACAAGUAUACAACCAAAGCAGAUGCAUUAUAAAUCAGUUUAUUCAAUGUGCCAUUUAUUUAAAAAAAUAAAUAAAUAACCAAACACAUUAUCACACAAUGGCACUGAGUGCUGAUGAUGAAUAAAACUGAAAAGGGACUGUUUAAAUGCACUACACAAGUCACACAAAUAACACAAAUGUAAGUUUUGCUGAUAUAAAAUACUCAUCACAGUACACCAGCCUCAAUUUGAGUACUCAAUUAAUAUAACUGCAAAAAGUGGUGCUUUGACAGUUCAAAUACAGCACAAAGAAACCAUGUCUACCAUCAGUGAUGUCUUAAAGUUGAUCAAUCAUUCUAAAUAAAACAUUUUUGUCAUGUCUCAGCAUUUGAAACAUGACUGGAAA